This is a messenger RNA of Phytomonas sp. Hart1, 675 nucleotides long. The record is from the annotation of a GenBank genome assembly. Lineage: Eukaryota; Euglenozoa; Kinetoplastea; Trypanosomatida; Trypanosomatidae.
AUGGACGAGGUCGUGAAAAUCCUCCUCCUGGGCCCCUCCAAGAGCGGGAAGACCACCAUCGCGAACUUCCUCGGCGCGGAGCGCGACACCCCGAGCAGCCGUUACUACGAGACACGGCCGCUGCGCGUGAUCGAGAGCGAGUUCGCCGUGGAGUCGGUCAAACUGGACCACCGCCGCGUGGUCUUCGCGGGGGGAAAUGCGAAGACCAAACGCGUGCGCGUGCAGCUUUGGGACCUUGGCGGGAGCCCGAAACAUCAGACCUGCUGGCCCGCGGUCGCGGAUCGCGCGGAUGGCAUCAUCUUUGUGUUUAACCCGGAGAUCAAAAACAGCUCAAAGGAGCUGUCUCUUUGGUAUAAAAAUUUCGCCAUCAAUCAGAACGAGAUCGAGGAAGGGGGAAAGAGUGUGCACCGCGUGCGUGAUGAGCACUGCCUUAUUUUUGCUCAUCAUUCCACCAAUCCCAAGGGCGAUAUGGGAGAGGGGGUGAUUCCCCCUAUGCCGAACGAUAUGGGUGGAAUCAAGGUUUUGGAGACAUCACUUGAUUACCACAGCGAAAACUUCAAGCAUGUCUUUGACAAAUUACUUGAAAGCAUUGUGGUAUAUCGAAUGGGCGCUGAGGAAGACGAGCUCCUCCGUCAAGAGAGGGAGUCCUCGGAUCAACCGCAGUUUAUUUAUUAA